This is a messenger RNA of Tarenaya hassleriana, 1100 nucleotides long. RefSeq lists its product as uncharacterized. Gene Ontology annotation, molecular function: oxidoreductase activity. NCBI's taxonomy places the organism in Eukaryota, Viridiplantae, Streptophyta, Magnoliopsida, Brassicales, Cleomaceae. The record is from RefSeq and is a predicted model, not a curated record.
CCGAAUUGAAUUUAAAAAGAAAAAAAGAAAGAAACUUUUUUCUUGAAUAUUUAGAGGGUCGUUCUUAAAAUGGGAAAAAGGUUGGAAAAUGUCAAAAAUAUCGGAAUUUGAUGCGGUUGGUGACGACGAUACAUAUAUAUGUAAAUGUGUGUGUAUAUAUAUAUAUACUGCUACAUAAUGAUUCAUAAUUCCAAGCCGAUUGCGUGUUUUUUUGUCUCCAUUAGAGAGCCCGAGAUCUUUGUCUGAUUCCAUUUCCAGUGUAUAGUUGAAUCAAGCAAAAGCAAUGGCCCAUUCCGCGAGAAAGCUUAUCCGAAUUGACGUGAGCUCGGAUACUGUGUGUCCAUGGUGUUUUGUGGGCAAGAAACAUCUUGACAAAGCCAUGGAUGCAGCUAAGGAUCAAUACGAUUUCGAGAUUAGAUGGCACCCGUUUUUCCUCGACCCAUCUGCCCCUAAAGAAGGCGUGAGCAAGAGAGAGUUUUACCAGCAGAAGUUCGGGGCCAGGUGUGAAGGGAUGUUCACUAGAAUGUCAGAGAUCUUCAGAGGCCUCGGGUUAGAGUAUGAUACAACUGGACUCACGGGCAACACUCUGGAUAGCCACAGACUUAUAUACUAUGCCGGGAAACAAGCACCAGACAAGCAACAUAGCCUUGCAGAAGAGUUAGGUCUCGGUUACUUCACGCAAGGCAAAUACAUCGGUGACAGGGAGUUUCUCGUCGAAUCAGCGAAGAAGUUGGGGAUAGAAGGAGCAGGUGAGUUUCUUGCAGAUCCUAACAAUGGAGUCAGAGAGGUGAAGGAGGAACUGGAGAGGUACUCAGGGAACAUCACAGGAGUUCCACAUUACUCGAUCAACGGGAAGCUGACACUGAGCGGAGCCCAAGCUCCCGACACGUUCCAGAGAGCGUUUCAAGCAGCAACAAGUUGAGUUUUGUAUAAUACAGACACAAACAUGAUCCAUCUGGCCAUGGAGAUUCAUGGAAGUUUCUGCUAUUUACAUAACAAUAAGAGAAUCUUUCUGAUAAAGAACCUGGUGUAAUACAUAUAUUUUGUUCUUGAUGGUUCCUGUAAUAAUACAAAUAACGUAUUUUGAACCUUCUUCUUCA